This is a messenger RNA of Durusdinium trenchii, 2436 nucleotides long. NCBI's taxonomy places the organism in Eukaryota, Dinophyceae, Suessiales, Symbiodiniaceae. The record is from the annotation of a GenBank genome assembly.
AUGACACGGGACUUCCUGAGAGAUUCUGUCAGCAUUGCUAUUGCGCAAGAUGGGCGUCAUAGCAUAUUGCACAUGAGAUUUUCUGCUUCGCAAAGAAAUCUAACUGUGCUCAAAGGAUAUGUGGGGUCGAUGCAAGUGAAACAUGGAGAGACUAUCACCAACCUCAAGAAAGGCAUGCUCCGAGUCCUGGACCGUUUGUGCACGCCAGGCCUUGGCGGGCCGCAUGAGGGACCUCCUGACCUUGUAUUGCGUGAGUUGCUACAGAAGCGCGUGACUAUUUGUGUGGCUGACGCAGCCUACAAUGAACAAGGAGCUUUGCGAGCUUGCGCUGAAGUCUUCCCACACAUGGUUUCCAUCCAGAAGGACAGGAGCCACGCUGUGCAAAGGCUUUUGAAAAGGCCAUGGGACUGUGAUGAGCAAAUCUACACCCUUUUGCAGCAAUACAUUUUGGGGAGCCAAAGCAUUUGUCAGAAGAUCCAACAUAGUCCAGCCUUGGUGAGCGUGUUCAACAGCUACCUGCAGGCGUCCGACAAAUGCCCAGUGCGAAGCCUUAGAAAGAAAAACUUGGCUGCCGCGAAGCACAGAUUUUCAUCAUGCUCGCAGCCACUCGGGAGGUUCAUCCUACACAUUGACGCCAUCCUGGCCACGUUGCUUUGGAUAGCAACCGCCCGAGCUGGCAGAGAGGAAGCCUGCGAAGCCACUGACACUUUGGCUGCCCUUUCAGAGAGGGAGCUUGUUUUGAUAGCGAUGCUUGCUGACAUCGGUGAUGAAGCCAUAAGCCUCCUUCGUGUUGUGGACACUGAAGAUGCUGACCUCACUGAUUUCCCCAAAGCUAUUGAAGCCUACGUGCGCCAUCUAAACUGCCUCAUCAACGAGGGUGCCAUCUUGCAGCAGGGCUUUACUGCCUAUGUUCUUGAGAUUUUGGAGCAGCCCUUUGGAUUCUUGGUCCGUGGCAAGCCUCGGACCAUUGGCGGGCCUGGAAAGAUCGAUGAAAACUUGCUGUGUGGAUGUGUGGAACGCUUGCAAGCGUUUCUGGCUCUGACGCUGGAAACUGUGAAAGCGGAAUUUCCCGCCCAUGAUUUGCUCAAUGCAUUCACAGUGUUUAACCUCGGCGGGCCUAUCGAUCCAGAGAUCGAGCGCAAAGGUUUGCUUCGUCUGUCGCUGGCCUGCAGCGUGGAUGCAGAGAGGCUUCGGUCUCAGCUGGCGGACUUAAAGCCGCUUGCCUUGCAUGAAAAAUCCACCGGCGCAAAGUCAAAUUUCGAAGCUUGGCGCGCGGCAGUGGCGCGAGUGAAGGCACGAAGAAGUCGAUUGGAAAGCGACGUCCUCCAGGAAGUGUUGGCCUACUACGGUUCCUGGAACGGUUUGUCCACAAGCGGUGUGGAACAAAAUUUUUCGUUACUAGACCGGGCCAUUCCCAAGGAGCGGAGGCUGAUGAGUGAGCAAACUGAGCUCGACGAGAAACAUUUGAUCCUUCGGGAUUCUGCUCGUGACGCCGUGCUCUGUGAGAAAGCCAGAGAGAUAUGGCGCCAAAGUUUGGGCUCAGUCCGCGAGCACACUGAGAAAGCCUUCUUGGCCAACAGGCGAGCAAUGACUCGAGAAGCAGCUCAGCCGGUAACGCUUGAGCAAGCGCAGGCAAACGCAAUGGCUGGCUGCCAAGCACUUUGGACAGAAGACAUGGCCGCUGAGCAAGAGUGGCAGAAAUCACAAGGCUACAAAGCAAAAAUUCAAGGCUACCUCGAAGGAAUUUUACUAGAGAGUGAGAUUGACCAAGAACUGAUAGAUGUGGCCCUGUGCUUCAAGGAAAUGAGGGGCCAGAAGGACCAAACACGUGCAGCUGAUGAGCUGCGGCGACAAGAUCUCUUGAAGGCGAAGCCAUUUGCUUUGCAAUCGCGGCCCUUUUUUGUCGCUGACGGCGCUUGGGCUAACUUGCCCAACGUCAAUGGCUUGGAAGCAGUGGCAGAUCCUUGCUUGGCAUCUAGCUGGGUAGUUCACGACCCGGCCAACCCAGGUGACCUUCUUACAUGGUGCGCUUUACUGUUCGGAGGGCACGUUUGUGAUGUCGCUUGCCUCCAGGCAAAUGGUCGCCGGGGCGUGGCCUUCCACUUUGCUCCAGCCAUCCAGUCUGUGCGGUGGGUUUUCAUCAGUGAUGGCUUUGCCCAUGACCAUCCAUCAUUGGCUUCUGCGGCGCGCAGGGCUCGAGCCCAUGAGCGCAGCAAAUGGAAAGUGUUGACUUCCUGGGAUGACUUUGCGCUCAAGGACCACAGUUUCACAGGGGAUCAUUUGAAGGAGAGUAGCAAACAAAAGUACAAGGCUUUAGCUUUGGCUUCUGUGGGGGAGGCUCGUGCUCUUCAAAUGGUGAACGUGUUCCACAAAGACGGUUUUGUGGAUUUUCUAGCGAAAGUUGCCACUGCCAGCAAAGGCUUUUGUGGAGUCUGA